Molecule: messenger RNA, 3387 nt
Organism: Scomber scombrus (Atlantic mackerel)
Lineage: Eukaryota; Metazoa; Chordata; Actinopteri; Scombriformes; Scombridae
Gene: slc4a5b
Product: solute carrier family 4 member 5b
Exons: 26
Coding region: 1-3387 (1128 amino acids)
Biological process (GO): transmembrane transport; bicarbonate transport; monoatomic anion transport
Cellular component (GO): plasma membrane
Molecular function (GO): solute:inorganic anion antiporter activity; sodium:bicarbonate symporter activity; monoatomic anion transmembrane transporter activity
Source: RefSeq, a predicted model, not a curated record
AUGGAUCAUCAUGACUGGCAGCAUGGGAGAAGAGGAGGUCACCGACACUACGAUGAAGAUGAAGAGGCCCCACCGGUCUACAUCGGCGUUCCAGCUUCUCACAGACGUAAAAGGCGCAGACAUCACUCCAACGCCAGCGAAGCCGAGCGUGAAUCGAGGCGCUCGCACUAUGAUCACCAUGCACACCACGAACACUCACACCGGGGAUAUUACCACGACAGAGAGGAGCACUAUGACGACGACGAAGGCAACACAGAGCAUCAACAACCCGCCGAUCUUACAGGUCAGAAAAAAACAUACAGGCCAUGUUCACACUUGUCUCCUGCAGCAGAGCGGCUGCGUCACAUACUGGGGGAGGAUGACAGCACCCCGACACCCACACUGUUCACUGAGAUGGACACACUACAGCAUGAGGGGGAUGAAUUAGAGUGGAAAGAGUCCGCAAGGUGGGUGAAGUUUGAGGAGAAGGUGGAGGAGGGAGGAGAAAGAUGGAGCAAGCCUCACGUGUCCACGCUGACCCUCCACAGUCUGUUUGAGCUCAGGACUUGUCUGCAGACUGGGAGCAUCCUGCUGGACAUGGAGGGCUACUCACUGCCACAGAUAGUGGAGGACAUCGUGGAUCGGCAGAUAGCGGAUGGUCUCGUUUCUCCGGAUCUGAAGGAGAAGAUCAUCUUUGUGCUGCUCAGGAAGCAUCGUCACCAGACCAAGAAACCGAUCCACCGCUCGCUGGCAGACAUGGGGAAGUCCUCCAACACUGCUACCAACCGUAGUCCUCAGGUUAAUCUGAGUCGUAGUACUAGUUCAGCUUCUGGGAUCCAUCGCUCCACAGAAGACCUACGCUCUCGGCAGUCAAGCAGCCUUGGCCGACUGCAUCCUGCCCAGAGCCGAAGCAUGAAUGAUAUUUCAGAUACGCCCAGCACAGAUCAGCUGAAGAAUAAAUUCAUGAAGAAGAUUCCUCGCGAUGCUGAAGCGUCCAAUGUCCUGAUUGGUGAGGUGGAUUUUCUGGAAAAACCCUUCGUCUCCUUCGUACGUUUGGCUCAAGCCACAACUCUGGGAGGCCUCACCGAGGUCCCUGUACCGACCAGGUUUCUCUUCAUCUUGCUGGGUCCUCAAGGCAAAACCAAGUCCUACAAUGAGAUCGGCAGAGCUAUCGCUACACUCAUGGUGGAUGAUCUGUUCAGUGAUGUUGCGUAUAAAGCCAGGGACCGUGACGACCUGAUUGCAGGUGUUGAUGAGUUUCUGGACGAGGUGAUCGUCCUCCCUCCAGGGGAAUGGGACCCCAAAAUACGCAUCGAACCUCCGAAGAAGGUUCCAUCAGCAGAAAUGAGGAAGUCAGUGCUGAACCUGAACGAGCUGGGACAGAUGAACGGCUCGGCCGGCGGGGCAGCUGGUGGAGAAGAUGAGGAGCUUCCGGCUCCACAUGAGGUUGGAGAAGAGCUGAAAUUCACUGGAAGAUUUUGUGGUGGAUUAUGGCUGGACAUCAAAAGGAAGAUGCCAUUUUAUUGUAGUGAUCUCUACGAUGGCUUCCAUAUCCAGACCAUCUCUGCUGUGCUCUUCAUCUACCUGGGCUGCAUCACCAACGCCAUCACCUUUGGAGGACUGCUGGGCGAUGCUACCGACAAUUACCAGGGUGUGAUGGAGAGCUUCCUUGGCACGGCUUUAGCAGGGACUGUCUUUUGUGUGUUGGGCGGCCAACCUCUCAUCAUCCUCAGCUCUACUGGACCCAUCCUUAUCUUUGAGAAACUGCUUUUUGAAUUCAGCAAGAAUAAUGGUAUAGACUACAUGGAGUUGCGUCUGUGGAUUGGCAUUCACUCGUGUAUACAGUGUUUACUGCUGGUGGUGACGGACGCCAGCUACAUCAUCCAGUACAUGACGCGCUUCACUGAGGAGGGAUUCUCCAGCCUCAUCUCCUUCAUAUUCAUCUCUGACGCCAUUAAGAAGAUGGUUGGAUCUUUUAAGUAUUACCCAAUCAACCGUGGCUUCAAGCCUGAUUACAUCACGUCCUACAGGUGUGAAUGCCUCGCUCCAGACCAGGCAUCUGCGCUGGGCUUGAAUGUUUCAGCUCCACUCUCAGAUGAUAACAUGACUCUGAUGUUUAACAUGACAGACCUGGACUGGAGUCAGCUGAGUAAGAAAGAGUGUGUGAAGUAUGGCGGCACGCUGAUGGGGAAAUCCUGUAAGUAUGUUCCCGACUUGGCCCUCAUGUCCUUCAUCCUCUUCUUCGGCACCUACUCCAUGACCGUCUCUCUCAAGAAGUUCAAGUUCAGCCGCUACUUCCCAACAACGAUCCGAAAAUUCAUCAGCGACUUUUCCAUCAUCAUUUCCAUCCUGCUCUUCUGUGGGUUGGACCUCCUGCUGGAGCUAGAGACCCCCAAACUGCACGUUCCCACUGAGAUCAAGCUGAGGAAGCUAAUCAGUGAUUUUGCCAUCUUCAUGUCAAUCAUGUCCUUUGUGGGUCUGGAUAUGUUGGUCGGGUUAGACACACCCAAACUAAUCGUUCCAACUGAGCUCAAGCCCACUCGUUCUGACCGUGGCUGGAUAAUUAUGCCGUUUGGUAAGAACCCCUGGUGGUGGUACGUGGCCAGCUUUGUUCCCGCUCUGCUGGUCACCAUCCUCAUCUUCAUGGACCAGCAGAUCAGCGCCGUCAUCGUCAACCGCAAGGAAAACAAGCUGAAGAAAGGUUGCGGCUACCACUUGGACCUGUUCUGGGUGGGAGUCCUGAUGGCUGUGUGCUCCUUCAUGGGUUUACCCUGGUACGUAGCAGCUACCGUCAUCUCCAUCGCCCACAUCGACUCUCUGAAGAUGGAGAGUGAAUCCAGCGCUCCCGGAGAGCAGCCCCAGUUCCUUGGAGUCAGGGAGCAGAGGUUGACGGGCAUUUUGGUGUUCGUUCUGACCGGACUCUCAGUCUUCCUCGCUCCUGUUCUCCAGUACAUCCCGAUGCCGGUCCUCUAUGGAGUGUUCCUCUACAUGGGAGUCGCCUCACUAAGCGGCAUCCAGUUCUGGGAGCGUAUCAAGCUGUGUCUGAUGCCGGCCAAACACCAGCCAGACUUCUCCUUCCUGCGUCACGUUCCUCUGAGGCGCGUCCAUCUUUUCACGCUGGUCCAGAUCCUCUGCCUGGCUGUCCUCUGGAUCCUGAAGUCAACCUUCCUGGCCAUCAUCUUCCCAGUAAUGAUUUUGGGUCUGAUGGUUGUCCGGAAACUGCUUGAUCUGAUGUUCUCACAACACGACCUGGCCUGGCUGGAUGACAUCCUGCCAGACAAAGACAAGAAGAAGAAGGAGGAUGAAAAGAGGAAGAAGAAAGAGAAGAGGGUGGUCGAGCCAGAGAGCGACGAGGAGUGUAUCUGUCAACCUCUCCCACUGUGCUCCAACACUUUAGAAACACUCUGA